This is a messenger RNA of Gryllus bimaculatus (two-spotted cricket), 441 nucleotides long. The record is from the annotation of a GenBank genome assembly. Lineage: Eukaryota; Metazoa; Arthropoda; Insecta; Orthoptera; Gryllidae.
CCCGCGGUCGCUCAGCCCGGCGCGACGGAGCAGGCCGCUGCCGCCGGCCGCCAGGCGCGCUUCCUCUCCUACUCGCGCCUCGCCGCCUCCGAGCACAACAAGAUCGACAAGGACGACUCCGACGAUGCCACGGACGCUGAUCUCGACGCCGAGAACGAGACGGACGGAGACAAGGGCACCGACCCGACGUCCGCGCUGUCGGGCAUGUACUCGGACUGCCUGAUGCAGCUGUCGUUCAGCUGCGUGCAGAAGAAGGUGCUGGUGUUCCUGGACCGCCUGGGCCGCCUGGACAAGUUCCUGGUGCUGGGCGACUUCCUGUCGGUGGUGCGCCUCAACAAGGAACGCGCGGCGCUGCAGGUGGCGCCCGGCGCGGCCGCGCUCGCCGGCGACGCCUCUCCGCUCACGGAGCGCGCGCUCGACGCGCGCCUGCAGGCCUCGCAG